Molecule: messenger RNA, 13172 nt
Organism: Erpetoichthys calabaricus (reedfish)
Lineage: Eukaryota; Metazoa; Chordata; Cladistia; Polypteriformes; Polypteridae
Gene: cplx2b
Product: complexin 2b
Exons: 4
Coding region: 275-679 (134 amino acids)
Biological process (GO): synaptic vesicle exocytosis; neurotransmitter transport; regulation of neurotransmitter secretion
Cellular component (GO): SNARE complex; terminal bouton
Molecular function (GO): syntaxin binding
Source: RefSeq, a predicted model, not a curated record
UGCUGUCGACAGACGGAGACGGCUUGUGGUUACGCACAGUGAUUGGGCACAUUUGCUUUUAGGUUGCGGUUUACAGUCUCAGAACCAAGGAAGUUUCUGCUGUCGAUUGCCAAAGGAGUCUGUUAAUCUUUUUAAGUCUAAAAAAACUGCACAAGAGAAAUAAUCGUUGGAAGGCACUCGCGUUUUGAAAGGAGUCAAAAGCAAACCUCUCAGAGACUGGAAAGCCUGCAUGUUAAUUUUUUGCCUGCUUUGAAAAAAGUCUUUACUCAGCACAAUGGAUUUUGUGAUGAAGCAAGCUUUAGGGGGAGCUACAAAAGACAUGGGAAAAAUGCUUGGCGGUGAGGAGGAGAAGGAUCCAGACGCACAGAAGAAAGAAGAGGAAAGGCAAGAAGCAUUAAGACAGCAAGAGGAAGAAAGGAAGGCCAAACAUGCUCGCAUGGAGGCAGAGAGGGAGAAAGUACGGCAACAGAUCAGGGACAAGUAUGGGCUUAAGAAAAAGGAAGAGAAAGAAGCAGAGGAGAAAGCAGCAAUGGAACAACCUUGUGAAGGCUCUUUGACACGUCCCAAGAAGGCUAUUCCAGCAGGUUGUGGAGAUGAAGAUGAGGAGGAGGAAGAAAGUAUCCUUGACACAGUGCUUAAGUUUCUUCCUGGACCACUUCAGGAUAUGUUUAAGAAGUAAUGGGAAAUGGGAAAUACGGGGUUGGGGAGGGUAAACUAACCAGCCACAGUGCAAAAUAUAUUUUAUUUUGGAUUUUUAUCCCCUCAUUUUUUUUAUUUAUCUGAAGUUCAUAAUUCUUAAGGAAAAAAACAACAAAUCAAGACAAUGAACACACAUUAUUUCGUCCUUUAUUGAACCUUAGCAAGUGACAGAUUUCAUGAUGUCUGAAUAUAGACCCUGUUAUGAUUGAUAAACUGCUUUUUCAAAGUGUUAAUGAGAUGAGACUGUUUUGCAAAUUGUUUUUCUGUUUUAGGGCAUUUUCACAAAAGGCAAAGGUUUUCCACACACACAAAGCAAGCAGAUAAUAUCUUGCAUCUGACUUAAUGUUAUUUAAUUCAAACUCCUGCUCUUUCUUGUUGUUAUCAUUUAUAUCUUUAUAAGGCUAAAUUAGAAAAGAAUGAAAAUGAAGGAUAAAAGCAAACAGGUCUUUAGUUUAAUGAAUAAGCUCGAGCUAAGUGAGGUAUGUGCCUUCAUAUGUUUCCUGCCUUAGGGAAGGGGUGCUUAUAAACUAACCAUUGAUUUCUUUAACACUUAAACAUCUCAACAUAAUAAUACGGUCUGUGUAUGUGUGGCGGUUAAAAAGUAUAAAAUGAAAGUUUUGUUUUUCUUGUUUAUUACACAGUACUGAUGUCUUUAGUUUACACAGAAAAAUAGUAACAGUUUUAAAAAUUUGCAUUGUGCUUCUGUGGAGAGCCUUUGUUUGCUAAAACAUAUAUAAUUUCAGUAAAAUAUAAGAAAAUGUAAGGAAACAUUUGUUAUUAAAAUGACAUUAUUUCAGUGCCUCCUCAAAUAGAAAAUACCACAAAGAGGACACUAAAGCUGUUUUCACUAUGAUGCUUUUCAUUACUUCAUUACUCACUUCUUAAAAUUAACAGCAGUAUUAUUGGUUUAUUUACAUUUAAUGUUUAGUGCUAAUGUGCACUUGCAACAUUUUUUUAAAUAUUUUCCCGUUUAUUUUAUGUUUUUAAGCAAAUUUAAGUUUACUUUGCACAGCAAGCGUAAAUACGGAACUGUCAUCAUAAAUCGACUACUAUCAUUUGGUUUGCCGCUAAUCCUAAAAGUUGUUUUGGGGCAAUGCAGAAAUGAUUUCUAUUAAUCUAUUUUUAUCUCAAACUAAAGUUUAUAGAUAUGCCAACCAGGCAGUUAUUGAAUUAUUAAAGGGUAUGGUCAUAAUAACAUUUAUUGCAUAUAAUGUACUACAUUGCUUUCACGUGCAGAAUGCCAUCGUAAAAUGUUAAAUAUCUAUUUUAGCUAUUUGAGAAGAAUGACCUUUUUUGUUGUGAUGAAAUGCAAUGGAAAUUACUGACAAUGUAAAGGUGUACAAAUGUAUUAAAUCAACAUUGAAAUAUUCCAAAAAUAAAAGAAUAAAUCAAACAGCUCACAAAAGGUAAAUAAAAUGAUAACUUAAGAAACACAUAGCAAAGAAUGUCACAAAGACAACAUCAAGAAAUUCCUCAAAAAAGCAGGAAGCCCUUUCAACUCUCCUAAUACAACCCACUUCCUUUAAACCUCAAGCACUGCUUCCAUCUGCUGCUAGAUUAACUGUGUGUAAGCUGACAGAGCGCAUAUGCAAGCCUUACAGCAGCCAGGAUCCCAAAGUAUUUUAGUAAUGCAGAGGAACAAGUGGCCUCAUUGUACUGUACAUUAAUACACAAUAAAUAAAUAAUUACUAAAUCAAAUUAAAACGAAAUGAAACAAAUGAAACACUCCACUAACGCCACCAACAGUAAAACCUCACACUGCCAUGUUGGACGUUUUCGAAGGUACUGAUUGGCUAUCAGUAUAGAUAGCAGUAUGUUCUUAAAGGGAAUUGAGUUUUAUCACAUCCUAAAAUAAAAGUGAUCUUCAUACACAAGACGUUGUAAAAAUUCAAUUAUGGCAAAUUGAAAAUUUUCAUAUGUAUUUUAAAAACAUUUUUGUAUGCCAAUGGCAAAACUUAUUUGGGCAAUUAUGAUAUUAUUUUUUAGAAUUAAGUGUACAGUAAAAAGAGGCAUUUUUGCUAUACAGUUCAUGACAGUAUGUCGAUAUAUGAUGUCAGUUCUUCCUUAAGUGAUUAUGUUGCGAAAUGUAUACAUAGUAUGCUGCAUAUUUCUGUGUAUAUUACUUGACUGAUAAAUGUCACUGAAUAAUUCAGGCAGCUUUUUACAACGGGGAUCCUGCCACACAUGGUAAACUAAAUGAUUUACUGCUCAUAGGGAGUGUAAAUUUUUUAAGAAAGUUGCAAAACACACACGUCACAUACGCAAGGACAUUUUUAGAGCUAAAAUUUAGCAGCAUAGGCCUUCACACACAGAAACCACUCUGUAUCACACACAUGCACCUUUAAAUGUUUAUUUAUAUAGUAUGCAUGGGUUAGUUUUAUAAAAGAGAACGACAUUGAGUAGGUUUAAUAGUUUCAUUGUGAAAUUCAGAUGUUAUCGUAGGCUUCAAACAGAAGUGACCAACAAAAUGAUGCAGGCUUAGACACUGAUAAUGACUGAUAAUGAUGAAAUGUAAGAAGUUUAUUAACAUACAUUUCUGUUCCAUAAAAAAAUGAUAUCAUACCCUUUAGUGUCAAUGUUUACAUGCAGUCGUUUUCUUUAAAAUAAUUUUUAAAUAAAGUUUAAAAAUAAACCUGAUGACUUUAUACAAUGUAUUUUUUAUAUUUCAAUUUUGAUAAAUAUGCAUUAUUUUGCAGAUAAAACUUCCCAAUACCAAUUAUUUAUUUAAUUGUUUAGAAUAAUUGACAAAACAUUUUUAAAAUACCAAUUUUUGUAUUUAAAUGUUUGUUAUUUAAACAAACCCAACCACCAAUAAAACCUCCAACAUAUAUAUAUUUUUUUUUAAAUAUAAACAAACUACAGUAUAUGUACAGCAUCAAUUAUGUUGACAUCAUGGUGCCUCGUUACCACAUUAUACUGCAACAGAAUUCUUUCGAGACUGUCCAGAGGUACUAUUGUUUAUUAUUACUGUGCUACAUAGAAUAAAUCUACAAAAAAUAUGCCAAAAAUCUUUAAGUCUAUGAUGUAGAAUGUGCAUUUUUUAAAUUCAUUACACUAUGGUGUAUAUUCAGAGUAACAUCAAUUCAUUUUCAAAGCAUAUGAUUUACUAAAUAAGGUACCGAAAAAAAAACAGCUGGACUAUAAUAUAGAAGAAAUGAAUAUUUAUCAUACAUUAUUUGCGAAUAAUUAGUAUGUUUAUAGUGAAUGAAAUCGAAUUGCAUUACUUCUACUUUCUUACCGCCCUCAGACAAUGUGCGGUUACUAUACGUUCAGACAUCACUAAACUGGUUUGCCCUGUACGUUUGAAUCAAUUUGACAAAGACACCAAAGAGAAGACACGUUCCCUUUGCUACCACUGUAUCUGUGUAAAGCAGAACAAUCGCUCAGACUUGACUGAUCAAUUUGUAUCGGACAUUGAUGUUUUUUAGUUAAAAUCUCAGGUACUGGUUGUCGUUAUUUUAAACACUAUGCAGGUUAGUUGCUUGUGUUAUGUUAACCUCUUACCAUGUCCUGAUUCUCCUGCAACAUUAGUGAAGGAGUCUGUUUUCAAGUACAGUUCACACAAGAUGGUGAUUUCAUUAAAGACGGACAAGUCUAAGGUACUUUGACAAACUCUGCAAUCUUUAAAAGACUAAAUUGUACACUUUUUGAUAAUCACUUUAAUGUCUGUUAGUCUCAUACGGUGGUAAAUAAUGUCAUGAAAUGUAUUACAGAGGAACAACCUUUGUUUGAAAAUAUUUUUGCAUUUUCAUGAAGUUAUAUUUUUAUUUUUUGAAGUAGGGUUGUAUGACAUUUUUUUAAGUUUGCACUGUUUCUACUGAGUACAGAGAAUCACAGUACUUUUUAAAUAAAUUUAAUACACAAUUGUAAGCUUUGUCAGUGUAAAGUAUCUCGUGUGUUAAUCAUUCCAACUUUCUACCCUGCCAAGUUUUUAAUAACCAGAAAUGUUGCACAUUCCAAUAUUAAAUGCAAAAACACAAAAUACUACAUUUUCUAAAUCAUUAACCAUGUGGUAUACAAGAAUGUAUUGAGUAAAGUGUUGAAAUGUGUGUGUAUUAUUUGCUAAGAAAUGUAAGCCAUUUAACAAAUGCAAUAGUAAUAUCCAUUCUGCACCAUACUGCUUUGAAUAUUUGAUAUUAAGUGAUACACAGGAGUGUCGCAUACUGUAUUGGUGGAUCGAGAAGGAAAAGGUGAAUUCUCUCUGAAUUAAGGCAUACUUUAUACUUUGAAGGAAAUUCAACUAAAAUCAGCUACUUAGUGAAAAUUAACACUGAUUAUAUCAUGCAGCAAGUAUAACAGUAAUGCAGACAAUGAUAUUCAUGACCUUGGUUUAUAUUGAAUGUCACAUUUUACCAAGAUGGUAAACCAUACAUGGUAAGUUUACAGGUUUUGAAAUACACUGAGAGUACAUCCUAAUGAAUUAUGUAAUAUACUUUACUUUUCUUAUUCAUUGGUUUGUUUGUGAGAGGCAUCAUAACUUGAGUUAAAUGAAAUGUAUCACUUUGCUUGAUUAGAAACUAGGCUAGGCAUGGACCUGUGCCUGUUUAAUGAACCAAAAUUCCUAAAUUAUUGAUCAUGGUAUAACCGUUUGAUUAACAUGGAUAGCAUACUAAAACUGAAAAACCAAGGCAAUUUCUUCAUUCAUGAGAAAACUCUGUGUAGCCUUCAAAUCACAGAACACACUUUAUUUCAUACACAUAUUAUGAACAACAUGUGCCAUGCAGUAUAAUCUUAAUUUUAAUUCUAUCGAAGAGGCACUUACUGUAAAAAAAUGACAUGGGAAAUGAUGUACUGUAUACCUGGGUUUAUCAAGACAGUUUUCUCUAGAUGAGCUAUUUGUUCUAGAUGAUAUACUGUUAAAAAAAGAAAUAAAAACUGCCAUUUUGAAACUUUCUAAUUUUAUAUCAUUAGAACUGUUAUGAGAUGCAGUUCAGUUAAAGAAAAAAUAUUUCAUUUCAUAAAUUAUUCCUAAACGAAUAAGAUCUUUAUCUGUUUUCUUUUUGCUCUGUGGAAUUUUUUUCAACAGUCAAAGCCAUAUUGUUUAGAUUGCAAUACUAAGUAGAUGAAUGGGUUGAAAACCUGAAAAGAUAAUAGUUGUUUUCUGUUAUAUGUUCUCUGUUUAAAAAAAACAUUACGUAUUUACAGAUUGUGUGUGUGUGUGUGUGUGUGUGCGCACGAGGUGUGUGCAUGUAUGUGUGUGAGAAAGAAAGUUUUUACUGUAAACGUGACAGUUAUGAUGUCUUUAUGUGUACGUAUAUACAUAUAUACAGUAUAUAUACAUAUAUAUAUAAAUGUAUGUGUCUGUGUGUCUGUGAUGUUAGCUCCUGUUGUCAGACAUUUUGUCUCCAACCAUUGAUGUCUUUCUGUAACUUAAAACUGUUUCAUUCCAAAUGCAAUGCUUUAUAUAAACAGAAUAUAAGGAUGAUGCAAGAGGUAGUCACAAUAUGGCAUGGAAAUAAUCAGUAAACCAACAUUAUUAAGUUAAAAAGGUGGUUUAUAAAAUGUUGGUCACAUUAAGCACUUUAGAGGUUAGUUUACGUGGUAAAUAAUGUAUUCCUGAUAUGAUACACUAAAGUAAAUUUGGUUGUCUUUUCAUAUACUUUGGAAGACCUUUAUUUUCAGGAUAUUUCUGACUCUACACUGUUUUCCGAUUUACUAAAGUUACACAGUAUACAACUUAGAGAUCAUCUCCCAAAGAAGCUGCAAAGUCAGAGUGAGCUUCAGUCUCUGAAGACAACAAAUAUCUUAUUAAAAAAAUCCAAAGUAAAUCAGUGUCAGGAAAAUUUUUAUUCUGAUUCUCCCAUGCCCUACUAACCUAGCAAAAAUGUUAGUCUGACAGUAUUACGGCAGCAUACAAAUCCGUAAAAAAAUAAAGUAUUCCUUACCGAAUGAGAUUUGGUCAAAUAUUUGUCAUGAAUAUUUAUUGUUUUAUUGAAGAGGCAUCUUGUCGGUGCAUUUUACUUCUGUAUUAAUCAUUUUCUACCAUAGGCUAUCUUAAGAUUGUUUUUUUUAAUUAUUAUUUUCGUUAUUGCCCUUAUGAUCAAUUUUUAAAAAUGAUACUAGCCUAGGUUGGUCUGUAAAAUAUGAUGUGGUUGACAGAUGCAUAGAAGAGCCUGUUUUCUUUUUGAAUCGUAUAACAUCUGAGAGAAAACGUUACCUGAAAACUGAAACUGACUAACCACGCUUGUUGUUGUCGCUCACUAUAUCUGGUAUGAAAGACAAAUGAAAGAAGAUGUCAGUAACCUCACACCCAGCAUAGAUACAUUUUUGAUAAAAUUACCACAAAGAAAGCAAGCAAGCCUUGACUGAUAAAAGAACAUGUUCACACUAAUAUUUUAUACGAACAUGUCUUUCAUAAUGUAAGUGAAAGAUAUUCUUGUACUAACUGUAAGGUUUUAAUAAGGAACAAUUAAUGAUAAAGUAAAGAGUAGAAGGCUAGUAGAUUAAAUAUAGUUAAUCAGAUACUUACAUGCAAGGCACAUCCAAUUACAGUAACUUUACUUUGAAAAAGAUCACAAUAAAUUAUGGCAGAUCUUUAAGUAAAGACAUGCAACUUAAAACAGUCAGUUUAAGUUAAAGCUUAUAUGUGAUUUAAAAUGAGUCAUUUAAUGUACUAGAAAGGAUGUGCUAACUAUUCUGAAAUCAUAGUCAGUGGUGAAAUCAUAAAAAUAUCUGCAGAAUUAUUUAUUAUUGUCAAAUAUAAAUUUGUGAAACAGUUAUUCUAAGGUACUAAAAGAAGAUCAGUUACAGGAAAUGUUAAGCAACAAUUAAGUGAACAUCUCAUAACAAGUUGUCAUGCAUAUAUGUACCACAAUAAUUGUUUUCUUUUUUUCUCAAAUUUUAAAAACAUUUUGGAAAACAGCAUUCCAAGAACAUGCCUAAACUCUAAAGUAUUGUCAGAAAAAAAUGUAAAAAAUCUGGAUCAAAUUUUAUGAUUUUUAUAAUCAGUUUAUUACUGCUUUACGUUGAGAUGGACUGUUAGGAGUGAAUUAAUGUUUCCUGGUGAAGCCUUACACUCUUGUUUAAGAAUGAAUGUUACACUUUUACCAGAUGAGCCUCCUAUGUGCACAGUUCAUGGAUUGACCUUUACCACAUUUUUCAUCAAGAGCCACCAUGAUUGAUUAUGGUGCAGUAGUCCUAUUUUCUAAAACAACAUUUAGAACAACAUUUAGUUUUAGAUAUAGCAUUUGAAACCCCACUAUCUAUUAAAAUUUUCUCCCAUUUUCUGGGCUCACUUAUCUGUAGAAGUAUUACCUUGCACACUCGCAUAAGGCAGAACCAACUCUGGGUGGGCAACCAGUAUACUGAAUACUUUCAAACUGAACCCUAACAUGAGUUUAAUUCUUCUGAGUGAAGAAUGUUAUCUGCAACUUUUGACGUAAAAUUCUUUGACAGAAUUACUUAGUUCACUCAAUAAAAACAAUGCUAAGCAAUGAUGUGAUCAUCAUAACGAUAUAUAGUGCAAUAAAGUGGUUUUAGCUCUCAUUGCUUUCAGGGAUUCAGUUAUAAAUCAUCAGUCAGGGUUUAUGCGGGUAAGAACAGUAUGUUAUAGAAGUGUACACUUUAUUUAGAAGUUAAAUGUGGGACAGUCUACUUUUGACUAGAAUUGACUUCAGGGACGGUCAAAGAGUUGGGCAAAGGCAGUUCAUUUUAUAUAAUGCAGAGCAAAGCUUGACGUGUGUAGGGAAAGGAGGCUGUCAAGUUGGGAUGUGCAAUGCUGGGUUCAAAGCUAUUUGAAACACACGAGCAAAGCAUAAUAAAAUUGUAUUUAUAAAGUUGGCAUGCUUCUUUAUAAAAUCAUCACCCAAACACUCCUGGACACUGAUAAAUUGAUUUGCUAUUCAACAAAUAAAAUAGCAUCUCUUUUUCUGUCUUGAAUAAUCAAUCCAUUCAUUUUCCAAAUCCAUUUGUUGCAUGUCAUGAUCACGUGGGUCAGAGUCUAUGCCAAAGACAUGAGGUAUAAGGCAGGAAUUAACCCUUCAAUGGUCAUAGUCUGUCACUGGGUUUACUAACUCUUACCAGGUAAAUUUCAAUAUAAUAAUCAAGUUAACGCAUUCAUUUCUGGAAUUUGGAAAUAAAAAUGAGCAGAACAGACAGACCCAGGACUCUAGAGACAGCAGUGAUAACUAUGUGAUUAACACACUUCCAGCUAAUCAAGAACAUUGAAGAGCAUCUUGCAUGGACUGAAGAAAUAUGUCUUUUAGACAUUUUAAAUUACAAGAGGAGUGAUUGUGUGUUUUAAUAAGAAUCCCCCCCAUUGGUCCAAAGGUGUCUUGUACCUUACUGGAUUUCAGUCUUCAUGUUAAGGAUUCAUUGAUUUACAUCAUGUUUGCAUAAAACUGAAUUUGUGUAAUGUAUCAAAACUUAAAUAAACUGGGACAAAAGGGCUGAAUGAGCAACAGUAAAACCAGGCAGGUAUAUCACUAUGGUUUUCAGCUCAGAUUAUCUAUACAAACAAAUUACAUAAGAUUGACUAACUUUGGAGUUAGCAUGGAUUUAGACUAAGCAGACAUUUACUGUGACUAUUAUGAGAUGUACUGUAAAUAUAACCUGAACUUUUUUUACUUGUAGAUGUAAAGGUGUAGGAAUACAUACAUUUCUUCAUGAUCCCAUGCUGUUAGCACCAUUGCGUCUUAGCUUGAUCUGUGAUUCAAAAUGAUGUAUAAUAGUCCUUCAUUCCAUUUAGUAUUCGGUAUACCGAAUUGCAUGAGUGAACUGUUUUUUAUUGUGUCGGUCAGAAUUAAACAUUAAAAAUCAUUUAUUUAAUUUAAAUAAUAUGUAGCUUUACUGGGGAGGCUUAAUGAUGUACAGUAGUUAAAGAUUGUUCACUGGAAGUUCACUUCAGUUGUUUUUAGAGUGGCAGUACUGAGUAGUGUUAAAGGCCACAUUGUCCAAAAAUUGUUUAAACCAAUUAACUUAACUUUCCAGUGAAAGAAAGGAACAACAAAGAGUUUUCAUCACUCAUAAAACAGAUAACCGGUUCCCUGACGGCUAAAAAAGGAUCUCCCUCUAGCAGUUAUAGUACUUUGACACUUUUCUAAUGCCGUGACUUUUAAGUCAAGAACUAUAUAAUGUUCAAUUUGUAAAAGGGCUAUAUUCAUUUAUUUUACGGAAACUUUUGCUAUCCUGAUGCCAUCUAGAAUGAUGUGUCUUCCAUUUAGAUUCAGUGGUUGAUUCUUUCAUGUGCUUCAUUAACAUAAACUUCACCCAAAAGUGGUGAUAUCCACCUUUCAGUUUAGUUAAGAUGUGUGUGUGCGUAUAUAGUGAGGCCUGCAUGCCAUUUAGUUGGUGAAUUUUAAAUGGGGGAGAAUAAGGGUUUCAGCUGAUUUCAAGGCUCAAGUGAGACAUUAGAAUUUGAAAUGUUGUUCUGUUGGGAAGUACCGUAAUGUAAAGCCCUGUAGUAUAAAGGAGGUUUGUUUUUUUUUUUACACUAUGAGUCAAACAUUUGGAUACACCCAGAAAUUUUCAUGUUUUUUGGUAAAAACGGAUACCUUUUUUUAUCAAAAUACCUUUAAGUUGAAUUUUAAAGAUAUAACCAACUUUAGUAAUGCCAGUACCUUGCAACCCAAGCGUACAUAAUAACAGUGUUUCUGCAGUGCUAAUGUAAUUACAAAGGUUUCUCUAAUAACCAAUUAAUAUUUAUACAUCACUAAUUAAAGCUGAGGGAGUUGACAAUUAGAACACUGAAGGAAUGACUGGUAAAAAAUGUGUAUACAAAAACUGGACAAAAAAACUUUAAGUAGGAAUUGUUUUGCUUUUAUUUAGCAACAAUAUCUGCCAGUGGGGUAAGCAAAAUUUACUUGGCAAGAUUUCUUAAAGAUAAGCUAAAAAAUUGUAAAUACAAAUAUUUUGAUAAGUCGAUAAUUCUUACAAUAAGGAAAACAAGAUUUUAUGUCAUGAUAUAAAUACUUUUCACAUGCUUAGAUUUAAUUUUUGCAAUGUGGGCCUAUGCAGUCAUAUAUGAAUAAUAAAUUUAAAAAUCAUUCAUUAUAAGCAGCAAUUGCAAUUAGAAACACUUGUAAAGUCUUGGCUGUAUUUUUAAAAUCAAUUUAAUGAGAGUUUGAUAAAAAAGAUAUCAAUUUCUGUUAAAAACAUGAACAUUUCCUAGUGUGUCUAAACAUUUGAGUGGUUCUGUACAUAUACAUAUAUGCAGGAAAUUGUAAAGGGCUUCAUCAGCAGGAAUCUGCAAAAUUAAAAAUAUAAAAAAAUGAAAAAUUAAACUGAAAGACUCCACAGUAGAAAUGUUGUGGUUUUAACUCAUUUUAUUUUUUUAAAAUUAAAAUUAUUACUUUAUUUUUAUAUAUUUGUGCUGCAUAAAUCAUUGAUAUAAAUUAAAUACACUAAAUAUAUUUACAUACUGUAUAUAUAGUAUGUGUGUACAUACAGUAUGUAAAUAUUAUACACUUAUAUGUGUACAGUAUGCAGGCAUGUGAAGUGCAGUAUAUAUAGUAUGCAUAUUGAAUCUUUGUAAGAAUGCAUGUACUUGUGCUGCUGGCAUUGGCUCUGGCCCACUAUUAUUAAGCUGUUUUCAAAUGUUAUUUUAUUAUUUAUUUUAUUUUUACAUUAUAUUAUAGAUUUAUACAGUGUCAUAGUAUAUUUUGGGAAAUGCAGACAUGCCACAAUUAAAAAUCUGUGAAAAAAAAUGAAGAGAUCUCAAUAGACAUACCAACUUCAUGGCUAGCGUUACAGAAAUGGAAAAAGAGGUCAAACAGAAACACUGACUGGAUUUUUUGUUGCAAAUUACAAAGAAAAGCAUUUUUUGCUUUGUUGACAGAUCAAAUGAGUUCUUUCUAAAAAUGCAGAAAAUAUACUUACUGACCCAGUUCAACAAAACCUGUAAAAGUCCAUGCACGAUCAAACAAAAUCAUUCUUUGUGUAAAAAUUUCAUUAGCUGCCAGUCUAAUACAAAUUGCUUUAUUCGAUAAUAACAAAAAUUAAUUAAAUAGUACAAAGAAGAAUGCUGAUUAUUAAAAAAGAACAUUUUUCAAUUUAAAAGGAGCAUAUAACAGAGAUGAGUUAUGUCUUGAAAGGCAACAGACAGAGUCUGCAAAGAUUUUCAUGUCUCCACAACAGGACUAACAUUUGUUCUAAGGGAGAAGGGCUGGGAAACAUGAGACAUAAAACUAUCACGGGAGUCCUAAGCUUACCAACACAAAAACUAUAAAAACUAUACUGACACCACCAAAGCCAUUUUGUGACUAUCUGGGUUAUUUUUUUUUUAACUUUAUAAAGACUGAAAAAAAAAUCUCAUAAUUAGAUUUCUGUCAGCCUAACACAGCAGUAUGCUAAGUGGUAUGUGAGUUGUCUUAACAGAAGCCAUGCUUGUAUCUCUAAUGUUUGAAAUACUUUAACAAAAAUAAAUGUAAAGCUAAAAUGCACACAAAACUGGAUUGUGUGAAAAGUAGGGUAUUGUACAAAUGUUUAUUUUAAUUAUGUGAUGCUUUAAUAGGAAAGACUGCUGAACUCCUUUAAAGUUCAGUAGAUCGUGUACAUACUGAAUCCUUUCAACUUUAUUAGCUCAUAUAUGGCAUGUAGCACAGAACGGUCCUUCCAUAAACCCUGCCAACCAAGAUGCUGUUAUUUUUCUUUGGUUUAAGAUUUUCUUUCUUUUUUGGAAAUCAAGCAUUAUUUUCUCCAAAAUGGGACCACAAGUUUUAAUACCGGAAUAUAAAAAAUAUAAUAAAAUCUUUUACCUUUAGAAGAAAUAAAGAAGCUUGAAGCAUGCAUAUCAGUGUGACGGCUCUCACUGAAACACACAGGUACAAUUCCUUCUAAGUGUUUCUUGACUUCCUAAGUGAUGUAUUUUUCCAGCACAAUCACGCUGUAAGCAGUUUGUAUUGAAAUAUAAAUUGCAUUAGACAGAAAAGAAAGGGCCAUAUUAUUAUCUGACAAUAUUCUUCAGUACAUUCCAAUUUUCCAUAAGCACCAAGUUAAGCCUUUAAUGGAUUGCUGGAAAUGUUCUCCUAGUGUAUGUUCUUAUCCGCUCUUACAGGCACAGGCCUGGAAUCUGCACAAAAUACUUGUACAUUCCAGAAGUCCAAACAUUUGCCCUUAGAAUGUCUUUCAGCAUGGCUCUUAACCAAAAAAUGCCCAUUUUAACGGAAGGUUGAAAGCCUUAAGAGUUUCAGUAAUUUUCAAUAUUGGCCAGUAAGAGUUUCUAAUAAAGUUGAAAAGAGUUCAGUCAGGGUGUUUUGUUAUUUCUGCUUCUGGUGGGGAGAACAUUGCAAAAAGUUGCUUUACUCAGAUCAGCCUUUAAAAAAUAUUUUUUCUCUGCAGUUUAUUUUUUUUUUUUUUCAAAAUGUAAAAUGUGAACUUGAAAAAAAUUCACUGCAUGUCAUAUACUGUAUGUGGAACUGCAUUCAAUCAACAAAUACCACAAAGUAAAUAAAUAGAAGUCUCAUACCUGUUGAAGAAUAAAAAAGCAAGAUAUCAAUCAAUAAAUGAAUAAAUAAAAUACAUUAUUUCUUAAAAAA